This is a messenger RNA of Lucilia sericata (common green bottle fly), 2927 nucleotides long. RefSeq names its product exocyst complex component 2 (gene Sec5). Bases 106 to 2808 code for a protein of 900 amino acids. Gene Ontology annotation, cellular component: exocyst. The transcript is spliced from 9 exons. Gene Ontology annotation, biological process: exocytosis; Golgi to plasma membrane transport. NCBI's taxonomy places the organism in Eukaryota, Metazoa, Arthropoda, Insecta, Diptera, Calliphoridae. The record is from RefSeq and is a predicted model, not a curated record.
UAGCUAUUUGUUUUGAUUUGUUUAUUAUUAAAAAAAUAAAGGGUGUCGUUUUUUUUUUAAUCUACAUGAUUUGUUCAAUUUAGGAAAAGAAAAUAAUCUAUAUUAAUGGCUCCGCAACCUGUGGUAACUGGUCUUUCACCAAAAGAGGGACCGCCUGGAACUCGUGUUAUAAUACGUGGUGAAUUUUUGGGUUCUAAACCCACAGAUUUGAUAGGUUUGAAAAUUUGUGGUUUCGACUGUCUACUCUCGGCCGAAUGGGUGUCACCCAAUAAAAUCAUAGCCCGUUCAGGACCAGCAAAGGGAAUUGGUGAUAUUAUUGUUACCACCAGAAGUGGUGGUGAGGGUACCUCGUCGGUGCAAUUUAGAGCUAUAGGUAAUCAUGAAAUUAUUGGUCCCUUAAAAGAGUCUGCUGUAUGGAUAGAUGAAGCUCCCUCACAAAAUUUCGCCUGGGGUAGACGUACUCUAGUGCAGUCCGUGCUGACGCAGGAGGAUCCCUUGGGUUUAUCUACCGAGGGCAAUGAGCAGAAAAAUGUAGAAAAUCUAAGAGAACUAUUUCCAAAUAAUAGUGGCGACUUGUUGCAGGAGAAUUUUUCUCCGGCCUUGUUUUUAUUGGAAAAACAUUCGGCUACUACGUUUGCGGACUUGAAAGCUGGUCUUAAUUAUCUAAAUCGUAAAGUAGAAUCUCAGAAAGAGGGUCAACUUUCCUUUUUGAAAUCGAAUGCGGGCUCUGUAAUUGAUCAGCUGGAUACUAUGAUGAAUAUACGUGAUAAGCUGCAAGAGGAUCAAAAGCAAUAUGGUCCUGAACCUCUAAAGGUUCUGCAAGAGGAAAUUGAAAAUUCCAUUUCUGAGUCUGAAAAUAUAUUCACUGAUGUGUUGUUGCGUAAAGAGAAGGCCGAUUCGACCAGGGCAGUGUUGUUGGCAUUAUCUCGUCACAAAUUCUUAUUUUGUUUACCUAACUCUGUGGAGAAAAGAGCUGCCGCUGGAGAAUUUGAUAUUGUUGUUAACGAUUACGCCAGAGCAAAGAGUCGUUUAGUAAAAACGAAAUUCCCGCUCUUCCGCCAAGUAAUGGAAGAAGUCGAUCAACGUAUUUUACAAAUUCGAAAACAAUUACACGAAAAAGUUAUAAAAAUGCCCCAAAGCGUUGAACAACAACGUAAACUUAUUAAAGCUCUAAUAAGUUUAGAGGUGCAACAGUCCGGGACUAGUUUAAAUGACAAGCUACGCAAUACUGAUCCAGCUUGGGAUGCCAUUGAUGCAAGAUCGAAAUAUUUAGAACAGACAUUUAAGCAAACAUUUGAACAAUAUGCCAGCAAAGAUGCUCAAGGAGCAGAAAAAAGUAAAAAUCGUGAUAUGUCUCAGACACCCAAUCGUGUGCUGUUCUGUGAAGAGAUCUGUGAGAUAGCAGCAUCACAAUUACCAGACCUGUGGCGUCUGGGUCAGAUGUAUUUUACAGGUGAACUAAGAGGUCCCAAUGAUCCCAGACCAGGAGAUUUCAAGCGCAUGAUUUUAACGGCGAUCGAAAAAUUCUGUAUAUAUCUAAAAGUGGCUAUGUGUACCACAGAUUCUGAGGCCCGUACUUUAAGGCAAUCGGUAGGUCUUAUAUGGCCUAUAAACCAUGGUUCUCAUGAUGUUUUCAAAUCUUGGCUACCGCAAUGUUUACGUUAUACUCGCAUAACUUAUGCCACCUUAAUUAGUUUGGAUUUACCUUCGUCUGCUUUGGAUAUAGUGCAAAAAUUCAUUGAUGCCACACGUCUCCAUUGUUUCUCUAAUAUAUUCGAAAAGGCCACACAAAAUUGCAAUAAACUUACAGAAUUAGAAACCUGGGAAAUGGGAGUGGAAGAUUUUCCCGGAGCUACUCUAUUACCACAACGUUUGGAGGAAUUAUUAAUUGAAACUCUAGAAGAGGCUCAACAAUCCUGUAUUAAUCCGGAAAUGAGGGAAGGAAAUCUUUUGGAAUCAGAAUCCGAUGGUCAGCGUGAGGUGUCUUUGCGCUUACAGCAAUUACUUUUAUGUUUUUGUAAUGUCAUACAAGAAUUAGCUUUUCAUUCGCAUAAAGAGGAAACACCAACCCACAAUGUUUCUCAAUUACUGGGCUAUCCCAAUAACCAAUCCAGUGGCCCUGCUUCUGGUAGAUUUACCAGUUUAUCAGCUACUACAGCCAUAACAUGGGAGCAACGCAUGUUAUGCUGUUUGGCCAAUUGUGCCUAUUGCAAUAAAAGUUUUUUCCACAAAGUGGGCAACCUAUUUGAAAAAUUCGGUUAUCCUUUGCCCUCUUUAGCUAUAGAAACGGCUCGUUAUUCGGUUAACAAAUUAUUUUCCAACAUCUUGGAUGCCUAUGUAGAGCAUAAGGGUGAUCCUUUGGUGGGUACAAUUGAACCCUCCAUGUAUCUGGGUGCCUUUCAAUGGGACAUUGAAAUGUCAAUUGGCCAGUUAAGACCUUACGCCCAUGAAUGUUGUGAUAAUUUGGUGGGUGUUUAUUCGGAAAUUUUUACCAUAUCUCCAGCUUUAUUAAGGCCCAUUCUAGAGCCUAUUGUAUUGACUAUAUCCGAAGAGUUGGCACGUUUAAUGAGUUGUGUGCCCCAGUUCAGUUAUACCGGAGCCAUACAAGCCAGUGUUGAUAUACGUUUGUUAAGGGAUGCUUUAAAAUUGUAUACAAAUGAGACGGGAAGAAACUAUUUCCUAGAGGCCUUAGAAGCCAUCAAUCCUCCUUUGGAUGUGGAUCAACAAAAACAUGCUGACGAAAUAUUGGAACGUGUUAAAGAACGCAUGAAACUGCAAUUAAUGUGUUUUUCCGUAAAAGAACCUUAAGAAGUGACGUAAAAUUAUUUAUUUAUAAAAAUAUUAUUGAUGGUAUUGCUUAAAUAUUGAAAUUUUUAAAUAAAAUGCUUAUUUAUGAAUAAAUAUUCGAGAAAAUUAAUAAAUUUGCA